This is a messenger RNA of Enterospora canceri, 597 nucleotides long. Lineage: Eukaryota; Fungi; Microsporidia; Enterocytozoonidae. The record is from the annotation of a GenBank genome assembly.
AUGAAGAAAUUUCAAAGCGAAUCAUUGAUCAUCGCAUUUUGUAGGGCAUAUAGAUUCCCACUUAACGUAAAAAGCACAGUAAUGCAAUUACAUAGAUUUAUACAGAAGGAGAUCGCACUAGACGAAGUGCACAUGGUCUAUUUGGCUCUCUUUCUUGGCAUAAAAAUAGAAGAAAUUCAGGAUAGCAUGUUAGACAAGCUUGAGAUCUUCUUUGUCUCAAAAAUGAACAGGAAGGAACUGUUUGAGAAGGAGGUAUUGUUGGCUGGGAAACUAGAUUACAAUUUUGUCUUCGAGAACGUAUAUGUGAAGGCGUAUGGCCUGAUGGUGCGACUUAGUGAGAGUAACCUGAUAGAAAUCAAGACGGGUGAUUUUGAGACGGUUGAGAAAAUGAUUGAUAAGGCACUUUGCACCAAUUACAGUAGUAUACAAGAUGUAGUUCUUUUUGGAGUAGCAAAAUACUACAAAUUGAACUGGGAGAAGAUGUGUGAUGAAUACGGUGGUGUUUUGGAUAAUUUGAAUGCCAUAGACACAGAAUACAACACCAUCAAUUUGCUCAGCAAGGAAGAAUGCCUAAUGCCAGAAACACCUGAAAAAUAA